AUGUUCCACUUCGACAAAACACAGAAUGAUUCGUCGAAUGUCAAACACAUUCAGUUAGUAGAUGACAAACAAUAUAAAACAGUAGAAGACAACUUUUUCAAAUCUUAUGCAUCAACCAUAAAUUAUAUUCAACAGAAACUGACAGUUUCACGACCACACACCGAGGCCGCGAUUCAAGCAGCUGGUUUCACAUAUACCGAAAAUAGUGGCAAUGGUGUAGGAUGUUCUGAGUGUGGAAUGGAAAUAUCUGGUUUAACGAAGGAAAUGUCACCGUUUGAUGAGCAUAAAAGCAAAAGCCCAUUGUGUCCAUUUGUGACGAAGAUGACAUGCCUUGAGAAGCAAAAUGGAUUAUCAGCAGAUCAAUCGACAUCGCCUACCCAAAUCAAACCACCAAAAUUACAAAAAAUGGAAACAUCGACAUGUGUGGUAGAUGCCACUACUCAACAGAAUAAUAAUAAAGGAAAGCAACAACAGGAAGAAAAAUGUUUGAACGACCUACCGAACAGCUGA
Molecule: messenger RNA, 510 nt
Organism: Didymodactylos carnosus
Lineage: Eukaryota; Metazoa; Rotifera; Eurotatoria; Philodinida; Philodinidae
Source: the annotation of a GenBank genome assembly